UUACAGAAACAUUAUUCCAGACAAUAUACUGACGGCCUGUUUCCAAAAGACUCAGACAAGAUACGAUGUUAAAACAGAAUUUAACUCGACCAAUACAACGCUCUCCCGGUCUAUUGGUACAGCGGCUGGCACAAAUGUUUUAGGUAUUCUUUUUCUAUCCACUGUUAUUGGAAUGGCCACCAGUAAGAUGGGCGAGAAAGGAAAGAUCGUUGUAGACCUGUUCGAAGCUUUCUCAUUGAUAUUUAUUAAAAUUCUCACUUGGUUUAUGUGGUCGACACCAGUAGGCGUGGCUAGUCUGAUAGCCGUAUCAGUGGCGCAGGUCAAUGACAUUGAGGACACCUUCAACAGCCUAGGUCUCCUGGUGGUCGCCUUCUUAAUAGGAAUUCUUCUCCAACAACUUGUCCUGUAUCCGUCCGCACUGUUUAUAAUCUUCAGAAUGAACCCUCUGUAUUUUUAUUUCAAAGCAGCCAAGGCUUGGAUGGCGGUGUUUGGUCCUCCCAGCUCAGCUAUGGGAAUUCCAGAGAUUUUACGACUUUGCGAAGAAGAUUUCCACGUUGAUAAGAGAGUAUCACGGUUUACAGUGCCGUUUGGAGCCGCGGAGUGUAGAAUCGGCAGCAUGCACUUCAUUGCUCUGUCUGCCCUCUUCAUCGCCGCAGUACAGGGUGUCAGUCUCAGUCCUCUACAAGUGGCUAUUGUUUGGAUAUUGUGUUCCUUGUCUUCACUGGCUGUUCCUGCUGUUCCAAGCUCCUCCCUUGUCGUAGUCCUCAUCCUGUUGACGUCAGUUGAUGUGGACGGGGAAGCGAUGGGUAUCCUCUUUACAUUAGAGUGGUUCACGGACAGAUUGCGAUCAACUAGUAAUGCCAUGGCCAGUACUAUAUGUACAAUGCUAGUGGAUAAGCUAUGUAGAGGUAAACUAGAAGUGGUUACUUCUGGUAAAACAACAUCGACGGGAGAAGGUGGCGCUGACACCGAUGGCGAUUUUUCUGAUCUGGCUGAUGAUAGUAAAGAUGGCCCGAAUUCUGUUCUAUUAAAGAUACAUUAAAUAUCUCCAAUUUACAAUUUGUUUAUUACCAUUUCGAGAGAGCAGGAAAUGAAAGUGAAUCAUUGACUGUAUUCAUUCAAGUACAUCCUGAUAAGAGUUUAGUUUAUGUCAUGCAUUGAGAACCACUAUCAUACCAGUGU
Molecule: messenger RNA, 1182 nt
Organism: Pecten maximus
Lineage: Eukaryota; Metazoa; Mollusca; Bivalvia; Pectinida; Pectinidae
Product: excitatory amino acid transporter 2-like
Exons: 7
Coding region: 173-1042 (289 amino acids)
Biological process (GO): L-glutamate transmembrane transport
Cellular component (GO): plasma membrane
Molecular function (GO): L-glutamate transmembrane transporter activity; glutamate:sodium symporter activity; neutral L-amino acid transmembrane transporter activity
Source: RefSeq, a predicted model, not a curated record